UACUUGGUCUGUCGUGAGGCAGUUGUUUGGCCCUAAGUAUGGUGAUUGUUUGGUCUACCUGGUAAUCAGCCCUGUAACCACUGUAAUCACGCAGCGGUGGACUAUCAUUAGAGUGACCUCUCCAGUCAUAUUGUGACCCCUUGUGACCUAAUCUUGCGAUUGGUGAUUUGCUUGACCAUCCUGCAUCAAUGAUGCUCACCGAUCUAAAUAUUUCCAAUCGGACGGACAUUUACGCUUCGGAGAAAAGCGGCCUCCCUCCGAGCGUGAUUCCACAGCAGGCAAAGGACCAUCCGUCCCUUCGCGGGACACCACUGGCGAUGCUCGCCGCACAGUGCAACAAACUGACCAGCAAGAGUCCGCCGCCCUUAGCAGACGCCGCCGUGGGCAAGGGAUUCCACCCGUGGAAGAAGAGUCCGGUCGGGACAGCGCCGGGGUCGGGGGGCGGAGCCUCUGGCGUGGGCACGGGGCAGAGGUCAGGCCCCGCCUCCGUGGCCAGUGGUGGUCACGGGACAGCCUCUUCGUCCACCAGUUACCAGCGUCCAGCCGUGACGACCAGUGCGACCUGCUCCUAUCCCCAGCCCUCCGACUUGUACUUUCCCGCUGCGUCCGCGUCCGGAGGUCAGACGGACUCUGCCCAGGCGGCGCUCUUGUCCAAGGUUGACGGGUCUUCACACAUCCCCGCCAUGAGCUCUAUGUACUCCCGGGUGGCGGGUGUCACACACCCCUACGAGUCGUGGCCCUUCAACAGCAUGGCCGGGGCCGCCUCGGCCAUCAAGCCCGAAGUGUCUGCGGUCAACUCGCUCAACACGACCAGCUGGUGGGAUGUGCACAGUGCGGCUGCGGCCUCCGCUGGCUCGUGGCUCGACAUGUCCGGAGCCACGUCCGCCGGCCUGACCGGGGUGGCCGGCAUGUCCCAGAUGGCUAACUACCCGGCCAGCGACUACUCCACGCUCUCCCACACGCUGGCCGCCUCCAACACGGCACACCUCCUGUCCUCAGGCCAGCACUUGUUGCAGGACACGUACAAAUCUAUGCUCCCCACGCAGGGGAUGGCUCCCGCCAUGGGCUCCCCCUUCGGCCUGGGCCAGCCCACCUUGCCACAGGUACCCUCUCCACGCUCCCAGCGGCGGUACACGGGGCGAGCCACCUGCGACUGCCCCAACUGCCAGGAAGCUGACCGCCUGGGGCCAGCUGGGGCACAUCUCCGGAAAAGGAACAUCCACUCGUGCCAUAUCCCGGGCUGCGGAAAGGUCUACGGCAAGACGUCCCACCUGAAGGCGCAUCUCCGCUGGCACACUGGACCGGCCCCUCGCCGACAGCAACAGCGCGGAGGACUUCCAUCGAGGGACAAAUGCAACGGUGACGGCCUAGGAAGCGGCGGCGGAGGAGGUGGAGGAGGAGGCGGCGGAGGAGGAGGAGGAGGAGGUGGAGGAGGAGGGCUCUUGGACGGCCAGCUGCCCCCCCUCCCACGGGGGCAGAUCGCCGCCCCACGCACGCAGUCCCCCACCACCAUCGUGCGCGUCGCAGACAUCAAGCGCAGCCCUAGUCCCAACGGCGGUGCGUCGUGCCCCUCGCCUGACUAAUGGAGCUAGAGUCUACACCCUUUUAGUUUUCCCCUUUGUUGUUCAUUACCCUCUCUAGUUACCCCUUUUCCGAAAGCCUUCCUCGCUUUAUUCCUCCUUCUCUUUCUCUCUCUCUCUUGUUCCAGAUUUCUUUGCUUUUUCCUCUUCUGAGUCCUGGUAUACUGGGACGAUUUUGUACCAUACUGUAAUAUUUUUUUAAAAGUGAUUUUAUGAAAUGAUAUUCGUGUAGUGUUUUUUCAUGUAUUAAUGGUGAUGGAAGAGUCAUGAUAACAUUAACAACAGUAAUCAAUAACCAAACAGGUUUUGUGAACUUGCCACUUCACCGAAAGUCGACAAAGAUUCACGCGUAACAGUUUAUUGUAAUCUGAACUUUGUUUUUUCUAUUAAAUGGAUUUGGCUCAGCAAACAGCUUCAGCAGCAGGAAAACCAAAACAGUAAAUGAAAAGUUUUACAAAUAAGCAGACCAAAACUUAGUCUUUUCAACAAAUAAAAAGAUAUAUGUUUUUAUAUACCAAAAGUGUCAGCCGAUGUUACAAUAUUUGGAUUCCGCUGUAAAAAUGAAUAGUCCCCCCGCCCCCUCCCUCCCCCCGGGGGCUGGCGGCGGCGGCGGAGACGAACAGAUGUUAACACAGGUAGAGCAACAAAAUCAAAACUUUGCGUGUGGGCGGGCGAGGCCAGGCUCUCCCACACCCUACGUGAGGGGGCGUUAUAGAAGACUCGUGUGGGCGCUCUCGCGGACGGAACUGAUGAUCUCCUUGUAACACGAUGUUAUUUCAUUGCCAUUAUUUAGUGUGCAUAUCUUUAGUAUUACUGUUACUGUCAUUUUAUGAUAUAAUUAAUAAUAUUAUUUUUUAUAAUAUGAUUCCUAUUGUUAUUACUAUUAUUAUUCUAUUGUUUUCACUGAUUUCGAUAUAAUGUAAUAUAUUUGAUAACAACGAGUGGUCGUGUGGUUACAUAGACACAAUGGGCAGCACAAACUUCCCGGUGGAAAAAGAUGAUAAAUUAGGCACAAAUCCUUUGGUCCAACCGCUUCAGUACUUGUAGACCGAACUCGUUCUCUGCUCGCACUGACUCGUCGUGAACUUGUUGUCUUUCACACCCGCCGCGACCCUCUCUUGGUGGCCUUAACCCUUUCACGAUUCAAUAAGACGGAGCUUAAUGUCUCUGGUCUCUCUUGAGUUUUGUCGUUUUAAGCGAGAGGAGUAGGAUUGAAUUCGCCCUUUCCUCUCUUCUUUGUGAUGACAAUCAUACUUCUCUUUCUGUUUCCGUUCGUCAUGUUUUUCACUUUUUUUUUUGUCCCUUAGACAUUCGUCUCUAAUGCCCCCUUAGACAUGUUGGACUCGUUAUAAGAUAUAAAGUUUCUCGUAGUAUGUGGCAACUCUGACUUCACUGUUUCUCUGGCGAUGUCAAAGACUCCUGCAUUACCGUAUGGAAAGGCGCCACAUGCUCUCUACGUCACCACCCCAUGACGUCACCAUAACCCCACGGGAACCUAACGUAUGGACUUCCUGUCUUGCCCCGAAGUACCUUACCCCACGGCACCUUCGUCAUCAGUUUCGUCCAUUUUCCAGCUAAGAGUUUUGUAUGACGCCUUUCACUUCCGGCCAAACCUGAGGAUCUCGAUUCCUAAAAUCUCUUUUUCUCUUUUAGCGUGACGAAGAGAAGGAGAUGGAGACACGUUCAGUGCUUGGUUUUGUCGUCUUUUGGAAAAGGAUGACGUACGGUGAUAAGAAAUGUUUUGUGAAAUAAGCUUCCUGGGUCAAUUCGUGUGCGGUUUCUGAAUGUACCGUAGUCGCGUGGUACUGUGAUGUCCGACUCAUAUUAGCUGUGGUCUUUUAUAUACAUGUUUUGGCUUAUACUCUUGUUUAAUGUGAUAAACGUUUAGAAAACAUAAAAAAAACAUUUCAAUCAUGAUAUUCACCCGUGAGCUCGUCUUGUGAUGACAGUCGUCUUUCAUGAGAGGUCACCAGGUCAGCCAGCCAUCCAUAUUCUCACUGUGCGAGUUGUAACUAUACCUUGUUAUCAGUAAUUUCACAAGCUGAAUAAAUAACUGUGACUUGCGAUGGACAAUCAAGGGUAGUGAGCCUGCAGUUUAAAGGACAAAGACUCGCCAGCCUCAGAGGAAAGACGCACGAACGAAGUCUUCAGCGAAAGAGAUUCUCGGGUUUGCAGUUCUGUGCGCCAAAUGUUCUACCUCCUUUUGUGUUGUUUUUUUAAUUUUUAUUUUUUCUAUUACCGACUUAUUAGUUCAUGGAAACGGAAGAUGAAAAACGAACGAAAGAAUAUAAAGCGCGCCAAAAUACAAGAGUCUGCGAAAGGAACAGAACACUCGCGUACUGCUGAACUAUCGAAACAGGAAAUCAUAAUUAUUUGGCAUCGAUUUUCCCGUGGACGAUUGGUGAGAAAGUUACCUCGGAACAUUGAAUUCUCCAUCUUAUAUUAUUAUUUUGUUAUUAUUAUUAUUUUGCUUACUUUUAAUAUAAUCGAUUUGUUAAUCAGUAAUCUGCACCACUUAAAAUCAUCAUUCAGCUGGAAAAGCCAUUAGACCCCCCCACUCAAAACAAAAAAAAGAACUAAAUAAACCGCUCAUAAUUAAGACUGGUUCAGCUCUCCUGUUCAGCGAUGCUCAGUGUUCUGCUCCCGGCUCGACGAGCCCGACCGGAGGCCGGGGCGAGCCUCGCAGCGGCCUCGCGAGCGGCGAAUAACGGCCUCUGUUCCCGGCGCCGCAUGCUUCGGGGAGGACGGCCGCCGUUUCCCGGACGCGACGCCGUAGCGCCCACGCCGCGGCAGCGAAAUAACCACAACAUAUUGCCCGCGAAACAUCCCUAAUUACGCCAUCCAAUCUCCUGAUAUAUGGAGUGAAAUUGUUUUCGUUCGACCAUAGGGAUGACAAUUUUGUCUGAUUUAGUCGCCAUGAUUGAAUUAUAUAAACCGCAUAAAGGAAGUAAGAACAAUGGUUGAUUUACUUUAAUUCUCUGUUAUACUGCAUGUAACAUUGAUGCUGGCAGCUGCUCUAGAAAAAAAAAUCGUACACGGCGCGUAAAAUGAAUAUGAACCGGGAGGGCUAAAUCGCGCAUGCAAAGAGCGAACGAUUGUGAGCCACAGUAUAUCGUCAACAAAAUGAUCUAGAAUGAUCGAGAAUACAAUAAAUCACACGCUAGAGUAGCCGCAGAAAGAAUUUUUGAUGGAAAGGAGGGAAGGAGGUCGAUGUUCCGUCGAGAUAUAACAGAGAAUCAAAGACCAGCAUGAUUGCUUUUGACAUAAUUCUUCGUGUAUUAGCUGAACAAAGCUUUUAUGAUUUUUGAAAAGCAUAAUAUAUUUUCACUAAAUAUUGUGGAUAAAAUACGUUUCACUGUGUUGAUAAAUGACCUGUUGUAUAGAUUUUUUUGGGAUUAGGUUUAAAAAAAAAUCAGGAAAGGAUAGUUAGGACGAUUUAUUUAUUUAUCUUUCACGGUAUUACAAUCACUCAAUGGGCCAAUGAUAUUCCCGGGCUUUAGAAGCUCUUCAUUCUGAUUGGCCCAUUGACUCAUUGUCAUAGGGGAAUAGUUAGGUUACACAGUAUAUCAAUUUGAACCAAUUACAUUCCAGGGUCUGACAAUCCCGUGAUUCUGAUUGGUUGUCCUUUAGGGGAGUAGGAUUAGCUACUCGUUCUUGAAUCUGUUCACUCUCUCGCCCGCUGCGGUGGAGCCCAGCCGGCCAGAGUCCCUUAACGGGUGCUACCGACCUUUAUUUUUUAAAUUUGUUCAGCCUGUUUCUUUUUUGCCGAUGUGUAUAAAAUAUGUUUUCGAAAACAAUAAAGAAUACAUGGUAAU
Molecule: messenger RNA, 5395 nt
Organism: Penaeus monodon (black tiger shrimp)
Lineage: Eukaryota; Metazoa; Arthropoda; Malacostraca; Decapoda; Penaeidae
Gene: Sp1
Product: transcription factor Sp9-like
Exons: 4
Coding region: 189-1583 (464 amino acids)
Biological process (GO): regulation of transcription by RNA polymerase II
Molecular function (GO): RNA polymerase II cis-regulatory region sequence-specific DNA binding; DNA-binding transcription factor activity, RNA polymerase II-specific
Source: RefSeq, a predicted model, not a curated record